AUCGGUCCUUUUUGUGAGUUCUUUGAAAAGAAACACAUGUCGUAUUAAAAUUCUCCGCAAUUUUAGUCAAAAAAGCCCGUAAAAAUGUUCAUGCCGAAAGCUCACCGUGUCGCAAUCUACGAAUACCUGUUCAAGGAAGGUGUUUUGGUUGCGGAAAAGGACUUCUAUGCGGCAAAACACGCUGAAUUGGAGAAUAUUCCAAACUUGCACGUCAUUAAGACGAUGCAAUCUCUCAAAUCGCGCAACUUCGUCAAGGAACAAUUCGCCUGGCGUCACUAUUACUGGUAUUUGACGAACGAGGGCAUCGAAUAUUUGCGCUCAUACUUGCACUUGCCGCCAGAAAUUGUGCCCUCGACAUUGAAACGCGCCACAAGAUCCGAAGCUCCUCGUCCCCGUGGAACAACUGCCCCAAGAUCCGACAACAAGGGAGGAGAAGAUCGUCAACAAUACAGACGUGCUCCGGGAGCUGACAAGAAAGCUGAUGCCGGUGCUGGCGGAGCUGAUGUUGAAUUCCGCGGAGGAUUCGGACGUGGAUCAAGACAACAACCUCCUCAAUAAGCGAAUCGCGUUUAUCAAAAUUCAAGUGAAAACAGCAAAAUAAAUCGAUAAUUUUCCAAGAGAAA
Molecule: messenger RNA, 623 nt
Organism: Culicoides brevitarsis
Lineage: Eukaryota; Metazoa; Arthropoda; Insecta; Diptera; Ceratopogonidae
Product: small ribosomal subunit protein eS10B-like
Exons: 2
Coding region: 85-558 (157 amino acids)
Cellular component (GO): cytosolic small ribosomal subunit
Molecular function (GO): structural constituent of ribosome; RNA binding
Source: RefSeq, a predicted model, not a curated record